CCUUACAGCCUUUCAUCAUCACCCGUAUAAAAUGGUUCUCUUUUGAUAUGAUUAGAAUUGAUUAAUAAUUGUCCCGUAGAUUCUAGAUCCUAGAUUCUAGCUUAUAAAUCCCAAACCAUGAAACGCGAAAAAAUUGCAGAUCGUAUCUCGUAGAUCGCCAUAAACUACCACAAUGGCCAAUCAACACCACCACAACCAUGGUCAAAACGGCCAAAAAGACACCCAAGUAGUAGUAGUAAUGGUGCCACUACCAGCUCAAGGCCAUCUCAACCAGCUCCUACACCUCUCCCGCCUCAUCACCGCCUACAACAUACCAGUCCACUACGUGACCCCCACCACCCACGGCCGCCAAGUCAAGCUUCGAGUCCAAGGUUGGGACCCUCUCGCCACCACCAACAUCCACUUCCAUGAAUUCCCAAUCCCUUCCUUUGUCUGUCCUCCGCCAGACCCUAAUGCCUCCUCCCCCUACCCCUCUCAAAUUUUACCAUCAUUUCGAGCCUCAUUAAGUCUUCGAGAGCCAGUCGGUUCUCUUCUCCGAUCACUCUCCGCCACAACUGAAAGAGUCAUCGUUAUUCAUGACUCUUUAAUGGCUUCCGUGGUCCAGGACGUCCCUUCAAUAUCGAACGCAGAGUCUUACUGUUUUCAAAGUACGUCAGCUUUUUCUACCUCCUUAUUCUCCUGGGAAGCCACAAGAAAACCUGUCCCGAUUGAACCCGAAAUACUGAAAGAGUCUCCAAGCUUCGAGAGCUGUUUUGUACCAGAGCUCUUGGAGUUUGCCGUAGCCCAAGAUAAUUACAGAGAAUUCAACUCUGGAAGUCUUCAUAACUCAUGCAGAGUCAUAGAAAAUCAUUACCUUGAUAUACUUGCAAAGAAAGAGAUUAUAGGAUCUGUUAAGCAAUGGGUUAUUGGGCCAUUCAAUCCUGUGGAGAUACCCAAAAAAGAAAAUUCAAACGGACCACAACACCCAUGCUUGGAUUGGCUUGACAAACAGCCUCCAAAAUCCGUGAUAUUUGUGUCAUUUGGAACCACCACUUCAUUAACUAACGAACAAAUCAAAGAGCUCGCGAUUGGGUUAGAAAAAAGCGAGCAAAACUUCAUCUGGGUGUUGAGAGAUGCAGAUAAAGGAGACAUGUCUGCAGGAGAGGUAAAAAGAUCUGAACUGCCAGAAGGGUAUGAAGAGAGAGUGAAAGGAAGAGGAAUGGUGCUGACAGAUUGGGCACCUCAGCUAGAGAUUUUGGGACAUCCUUCCACAGGUGGGUUUUUGAGUCACUGUGGAUGGAAUUCAUGCUUGGAGAGCGUAAGCAUGGGGGUGCCAAUGGCGACUUGGCCGAUGCAUUCGGAUCAACCAAGCAACGCUUUGCUGAUAACGAAGGUGCUGAAAGUGGGUGUGGUGGUGAAGGAUUGGGCUCGGAGACAUGAGAUUGUGAGCUCAUUAAUGGUGGAAAAAGCUGUGAAAAGGUUGAUGGUGCCGGCCGAAGGGGAAGAGAUGAGGAAGAGAGCGGCUGAAUUGGGUGGUGCUGUUCGGAAGUCGGUGGAGGAGGGCGGCCUUUCUCGCCUGGACGUGGAUUCUUUCAUUGCUCACAUCACCAGAUAAUAUUGUUAGUCUCAAAACCAGAGUUUUGUAUAAUAAGAUUCAAGCUCAGAUAGAGCUCUGCAUUUGAUCAAUCCAACCCAUAUUAUAUAUGGAUUAUGCAAUUCAACUUUUCAGUUUGUCAAAGGGUUGAGCCUCUCUAUCUGUGUGUGUCUGAGAGAGAGAGUGAGUACCGUUUCCCGAGUGUUAUAAGCUCUAUGAGCAAUUAUAUUGUACUCCUAAUUGCUAUAUCAAGUG
Messenger RNA from Ilex paraguariensis (yerba mate), 1828 nucleotides. The record is from the annotation of a GenBank genome assembly. NCBI's taxonomy places the organism in Eukaryota, Viridiplantae, Streptophyta, Magnoliopsida, Aquifoliales, Aquifoliaceae.